AGGUGUCUAGGAAGAGCUAUAUACCAGAGAAUUAGUUUUGUAGGUUACUGGUGAACAAACUUUAUUUUAAUUGCCUUUUCAUAAGAAAUCUUCACGUUUACACAUAAAAUAUUUGAAAAAGACAUUUUGUUCUAUUCACUAAGUAAAUGGCUAAAAGAUCUUUAAUUCCUCACUGUAUACAUCAUAUUCUCCACUAAGUUGUAGCUCUUCGUUAAAAUUAUUCAAAGCGACCUUCGUGUGAGGGAUUAGGCCGGACUCCUACCUUGUAUAUAAAUAGCAAAAAAGGAGUUGUAACUCUUUAUCCUGAGUUAUUUCUUCGAGAGAAUUGUUAUCGAGAUGGUGAGAACACCUUGCUACGACGAAAAUGGAAUGAAGAAGGGGACAUGGACUCCUGAAGAAGAUAGGAAGUUAACAGCAUAUAUUGCAAAAUAUGGCUCAUGGAACUGGCGCCAACUUCCCAAGUAUGCUGGACUAGCAAGGUGUGGAAAGAGCUGCAGACUUCGAUGGAUGAAUCACUUACGGCCAAAUGUUAAAAGAGGGAAUUAUACCAAAGAAGAAGAUGAAAUCAUCUUGAACCUCCAUGCUCAACUUGGAAAUAGGUGGUCGGCGAUUGCUGCUCACUUGCCAGGAAGAUCAGACAAUGAGAUAAAGAAUCAUUGGCACACAAAACUUAAGAAGCGCGGUACUAAUUAUGCGACAAACUCAAGUGAUGAAUCAAGCAAGAAAUGUAAGAAUAAUACUAAGAAGAGGUAUACUGAAAGUAAUACCAAUAAAAAUACAAGUCAUAAUAAUAUGCAGGAAAAUAUAGUACUGGAAAGUUUAGAAUGGUCACCAAAGGAAUCAUCAAGUGGAGAACUCUCCUCUUACAGUACCACUAAUUAUCAACAGCAACAUAAAGUGUUUCAAGAGGAAAUAACUAGUGGAAGCUUUUGGACAGAACCAUUUGUAGUAGAAAGUUUCAAUACUACUAGAACUGAUUUUCUAGCUCCUUCAAUUGAUUACUGUGGACUUGUGUGUCCACCUUCACCAUAUAUAGGUCAUGAAUUUCUUUCCUCCUUUGACUUUGAUCAUUAUAAUUAUUGGUAAGUGCAUAUGUAACUUGGUAAUGUUGCAUAACUACAAACAAAUUUUAUAGUUCCAUUAACCUUUGUAAAUUAA
Messenger RNA from Capsicum annuum, 1158 nucleotides. Its product is annotated as transcription factor MYB4. The transcript is spliced from 3 exons. The coding region runs from base 337 to 1086 and encodes 249 amino acids. NCBI's taxonomy places the organism in Eukaryota, Viridiplantae, Streptophyta, Magnoliopsida, Solanales, Solanaceae. The record is from RefSeq and is a predicted model, not a curated record.